Molecule: messenger RNA, 5823 nt
Organism: Sciurus carolinensis (gray squirrel)
Lineage: Eukaryota; Metazoa; Chordata; Mammalia; Rodentia; Sciuridae
Gene: Larp1b
Product: La ribonucleoprotein 1B
Exons: 19
Coding region: 144-3386 (1080 amino acids)
Biological process (GO): mRNA stabilization; positive regulation of translation
Cellular component (GO): cytosol; cytoplasmic stress granule
Molecular function (GO): RNA cap binding
Source: RefSeq, a predicted model, not a curated record
GCACGGCCUCGGCGGCGGCCACGGCCGGGCUCUCGGCGGCGAGGUCCCAGGCCGGAGCCAGCCGGUGCCCCGGCGCAGAGACGCGCGGCCGAGCCCCCCGGCCCCGGGCGCCCCCCGGCCGGGGAGGCCGGGACGGGCGGACGAUGUCUGCUCGCGCCCCGGUGUCCGCCGCUCGCUCUCGGGAGGACCUGCCGGCGGCGGCGGCGGCGGAGAGGGAGGCGCUGACGGCCGCGGCGAGCCGGCCGGCCGAGCAGCAGCCCCCGCCGGAGCGGGAGGGCAAGGAGGCGGGGAGGGCCGCCACCAGCGCGGGCGCGCGGGGAGAGCCGUCGCCGGCGCCGGUGCGGGGCCACAGCGUGCCCCAGGCGGCCGUGCCCGUGCGACCGCUGGCGCUGCACCUGGCGCACAAGGCGCGCGGGCCCGGGGGCCCCUUCGGCGGGGAGCCGCCGGCCGAGGACGCCCGGGAGCCGCCGGCUGCGGCCGGCCCGGGGGAGAAGCCGCCGCCGCCCAAGGAGAACCCCUGGACCAAAAAGCCUCCCCAGCACGCGUCCCCCGCCGCGACCGGGCCGCCGCCGCCCGCGCCGGAGACCCUGCAGGCAGAGCUCAGUUCCCCCAAAAUUAUAAAAGCAGGAAAACUCAAGACAAGGAAACCCAAUAAGGCCAGUGAUUUCAGCGAUAUGGCAAACUGGCCAACACCAGGAGAGUUAGUGAGCACUGGAAAAACCUUUUUGCAGUCUCAGAGUGUCAUCAGCCAAGGAAAUAAGAAGCCACAAAUUAGAAAAGAAAAAGAAGAGAAGGUUGAAAAGAGGAGUAACAGUGAGAGUAAAGAAAACCGGGACGCAAAAUUAGAUGGUCCUAUCGAAAACAUCAGUGAGGACGAGGCCCAGUCCAGCGGUCAACGAAAGAGAGCUAACAAACACAAGUGGGUACCACUGCACUUAGAGGAUGUAAGACCAGAGAGUCAGGAGAGACCUGGAUCCCGGAACAGCUCUCGGUGUCAACCUGAAGCAAAUAAGUCAUCCCAUAAUAACAGGAGGAACGACACACGAAGUUGGAGGCGAGACAGAGAAAAAAGAGAUGAUCAGGAUGAAGUGUCCAGUGUGAGGAGUGAGGGGGGUAAUAUCCGAGGUUCCUUCAGAGGCCGAGGAAGAGGAAGAGGCCGGGGAAGAGGGCGAGGCAGAGGAAACCCUCGAGUGAACUUUGAUUAUUCGUAUGGUUACCGAGAACAUGGUGAAAGGACGGAUCCACCGUUUCAAACAGAAAUUAACACCAGUAUGAUGUAUUACUAUGACGAUGGUACGGGUGUGCAGGUGUAUCCUGUGGAAGAAGCAUUGCUUAAAGAGUAUAUUAAGCGUCAAAUAGAAUAUUACUUCAGUAUAGAAAACUUGGAACGUGACUUCUUUCUUCGGAGAAAGAUGGACGCGCACGGCUUCCUGCCCAUUUCCUUGAUUGCUGGGUUUCACCGAGUUCAGGCUCUCACCACGAACCUUAAUCUCAUUCUGGAGGCCCUGAAGGACAGCACAGAAGUAGAAGUUGUGGAUGAGAAAAUGAGGAAAAAGAUAGAACCAGAAAAAUGGCCGAUCCCGGGCCCUCCUCCCAGGAGUGUGCCACAGACGGACUUCUCCCGGCUGAUCGAUUGUCCGGAGUUCGUGCCAGGCCAAGCCUUUUGCUCACAUACAGAGUCUGCCCCAAAUUCUCCAAGAAUUGGAAGUCCACUGAACCCAAAGAAAAAGACUGAAACAAGUCACCUUCAAGCAAUGUCUAGAGGUCUGUCUACCAGCUUGCCUGACUUGGACUCAGAGCCUUGGGUGGAGGUGAAAAAGAGGCACCAUCCAGUGGAAUUAAAGGAAUCGGCACCUGUACCUGAUGAGGCCUCAGAUGGACUGUGUCUUCCGGGAGAACCAGAAGAACUGGGUUUCUUAUUUGACGAGGAGAUGGAACAAAUAGAAGGACGAGAAAACACAAUUACUGAUUGGUCUGAUAAUGAUUCAGAUUAUGAAAUCGAUGACCAAGAUUUGAACAAGAUUUUGAUCGUGACUCAGACGCCCCCGCACAUGAGAAAACACCCUGGAGGAGAUCGAACAGGCGGCCACCAGACGGGGGCGAGCAUCACGUCAGAACUUGCCAAAGUGAUCAAUGAUGGCCUGUACCAUUAUGAGCGGGCUCUGUGGACGGAGGAAGGUGAAAACACACCCGCCGUCGCACAGCAAGAAGUUGAGAACUUUAAGAAGCUAAAUCUCAUUAGUAAAGAGCAGUUUGAAAACCUAACACCUGCACUUCCUUUUGAGCCAAACCAAGAAGUUCCUGUAGUGCCUUCACAGUCCAGGCAAGAAAUAACUGCAGCGACCAUGGCCCGUUCGUUGCCCACCGCAGUCCCAGAAUCUCCGAGGGCUCAUCCUACAGGGACACCCAAAACACCCCGAACACCCAGGCUGCACCAUCCUGACAAAACACCCAGAUUUUAUCCUGUCGUUAAAGAACCAAAAGCCAUUGAUCUACGGAGUCCAAGGAAGAGAAAGACAAGGCACAGCACAGAUCCCCCUCUAGAGUGUCAUGUUGGCUGGGUGAUGGACUCCAGGGACCACGGGACACGGGCACCCUCUGUCAGCAGUUCCAACACCCCACCCUCAGGGGGGGUGCCGCUGGUGGGAAGCUGUGGAUGUGCCCCACACUCCCUGCCCAAGUUCCAGCACCCUUCUCACGAGCUCCUGAAGGAGAACGGCUUCACCCAGCAAGUGUAUCACAAGUAUCGUCGAAGGUGUCUGAGUGAGAGAAAAUGCUUGGGAAUUGGACAGUCCCAAGAAAUGAAUACCCUCUUUCGUUUCUGGUCCUUCUUCCUUAGAGAUCACUUCAAUAAAAAAAUGUAUGAGGAAUUUAGACAACUUGCUUGGGAAGAUGCAAAAGAAAAUUACAGGUAUGGGUUAGAAUGUCUGUUCCGGUUUUAUAGUUACGGACUGGAAAAGAAAUUCAGACAAGAAAUUUUUAAGGAUUUCCAAGAAGAAACCAAAAAAGACUAUGAAUCUGGUCAGCUGUAUGGACUAGAAAAGUUUUGGGCCUAUCUAAAAUAUUCUCAAUCUAGGACGCGGUCCAUUGAUCCAAAACUUCAGGAAUACCUCUGUAGUUUUAAAAAGCUGGAAGACUUCCGCAUUGAUCCCCCUCUUGGUGAGGAAUCUGGGAGAAAAAGACACUCGUCCACUUCUGGUGAGGAGAGCAGUCGGCACAGACCCCUGUCUGAUUCUCCAAAGCCACUGGACGCUGCGCCUCCAUCCUCCAGUCGGCUCGCGGUGCCUGCAGACUCCCCAAGAAGGAGCCCUUCAUGGGGGCCCAGCGACUCAGACCAGGGCCGUGCUGCUUCCGUCUCGAUGAACGGCGAAGCGCCUGAGAAGUAGACUCUCGUGAAAGCUGUGUGUCCUCGAAGUCAGCAUUCACAUCAGUAUUUAUUUGGGAAAAAUCUUCUGAUGUCUAAUAGAAAGGAAGAAAAAUGGUAGCAUCUUUUCUAGCAGGAUAAUUUUUCCUGAUUUCACAAACCAGGAUAGUUUUGGUGACCUUUUGUGGACAUCUGCUGGUAAUGCAGUUUGGUCUCGGUAUUUCUUGAAAGCCGUUGUUUACAAGAACAGCAUUCCUUAAUAUAUUGAAAAACACUACAAGGAAUGCUUAGCAUUUCAGCUCUUACUUCUUAAAGAAGAUAUAGUAUGUGGUAUUCAUCUCUUCUGUAGAGCUCUCUUAAAGAAUCCAGUUGCCCCACUAUCAAUUCAUAUUUGAACUUAUCAAAACCAAAGGAAGAUUACGUGUAUGUUUUUAGAUUCAGAAAAAGUAUAUGAAAGAUACAUUUUUCUUUUAGAUGUAUAGUUUAAAGAAAGCUUUUUUUUUUUUAAACAAAAGUAGAAGUAUAUAGCAAAGUACGUGUACUUUUGACGCUGGGUUUCAUUUUUCUCCCCCUUAGUUAUACCUUAUGGUUUUCCCAGUCCUUGUGUUGGUGUGGUAUAAGCUUGUUACAUUUUAGGAGAAAUUUAUUUUGUGAUUCUGUGUAAAUUUGCACAUGUGCUUGAAAACUGCAUUGGGAUUAGUUGGAAUAUUGUCCUAAAUAAAUUAAACCUCUGUUUUGAAUGUACAUGCUGUUGAUACAUCUGCAAAGUGGGCAUUUCACAGCAGUAAGAUUAUCAUCAAUUUAAAGAGUAUUUUGUUUUUUUCUUUUUGUUUCUUCCUAUUUUGUUUUAUGCUCUUAAGUGUUUUCAAGAAUUAUCACAAACUGGUUUCUAAUUAUUAUUGCUGUUGCAACUGAUGUAAAUGAUAGUUUCAGUUUUGUGGGAUUAAAAAAUAAAGCACUUAUCCUGAAUUAUUUGAAUUGAUUUUUAAAUUAUUUUUAUUUAGAAUUCAUUUAGAAAGCUAUAAUAUUCCAGUUCUCCUGGUAGAAGACCAUUAUAUUUUGUGAACACAGUUUCAGUUAUGGACUUAUUAUAUCAUUUUUACUGAGCACAGCAUGAUUCACAGAUACUGUAUUGGCAGAGGCUGCAAGUUUCAGUACACUGAAUUUAUUAUUUUCUUUUCGACUAGACUGGAUGACUUGUUCUUAUAAAUUGCAAUACUGAAAUACAUAUAAUUUUCUUUGGGUAAUGGGCUAUUCAUCAGUAAGUAGAUUUUCAUUAGCUUAUUUCCCAUGCAUAAAUGAUAUUCUGCAGUUUUAUAAUAUUUACAAUUUAGGGGGUAAUUUUGAUAUUUUAAUUUUAGGAAGUAGUCAAAUUUGAAUAUUCAGAAAGUAAACUUUGCUUGGAGAUGUUGUCAAAAGGAGGCAAAGCAAGCAGUGCACUAGAAUAAAUAUUCAGUCCUUAUGUGUUUUGUUAAGUGGGUGUGUGUUUUGGAUUUUCAGUGAGAAAUUUCCAAACCAUGCUUAUUUAGUUUCUAAGUGGUCUCUUGAAAUGAUCUAAAAUUUUUUUCGAUAUACUUUUAGUGUUGAACUAUUACUUGUGAAAGUUGUAUUUAACCUAAGAUUAUUUCUACGUAACUAAAUAUGCAAGUAUAAAUUUGUGUAGAAAAUUGUAUAUUUUAUAUGAAAAUACCAUGGAGUUUUGUAAUGUGUGUUAAUUAGUAAUUUUACCCUGUUAUUUUGAUUAUAAAAGUUAUGCAUGUACAUUGGGGACUUUAGAAAAGCACAAAGGAGAAAAUAAAGUACCUUUUUUAAAAAGAAAAAAGCUGGUGUCGCGCUCUCCACGUGGAGCUGUAGGCUGCGUCUUCCUGUCGCGGAGUCGCGCUUUCCCCGCUGUGUCAGCGUUUCUGCAUCAUAGCUUUUGCCAGUUUCAUAGUGCUCGGCAUCAGGACGCCCCAGGGAUCGGUGUUGAACUCUGUGGCUGUUUUGUGGCUGUGAUAAAAGCAAUUUAUAAAAUCCUUAGAGAUCACUCUGUAUAAACGUGGAGUGACAGCCUAGAAUGAACUGCAAGUUGAGUCUAAGUCAAAACGUGUCCCCAUUCCAGGCCGGAUGGGAAGGCCGCACAGUUACCCUUUGGUCAACAGCGUCCGUUUCCUGUCGUCUUUAAAGAUUGUCUUUCUGUUUGUUAAACUGAGAAGCAAAAAUAUUAUUUUAAUCUCAUUGUUAACAUUUUGAUCAGAUUAUCAAUUGAUAAUUUUUGUUGUCUACUAUAAAUAUAUUAUUUGUAGGUCUUGAUCAUGUCUUUUGUUUUCCUGUGGGAAUGAUUAUCUCCUUUUGAUUCAUAGAGAUUUUUAAAAAAACUUACAUGAAUAUUAACUCUUUGCUUUCUAAUUUUAUGUAUGCUUGACAUGGUAUGUACAUUUUUUUGGUAAAAUUUAAAUUAUGCUCCUUAAAGGAUUUUU